Candidula unifasciata is the source of this 3159-nucleotide messenger RNA. The record is from the annotation of a GenBank genome assembly. Lineage: Eukaryota; Metazoa; Mollusca; Gastropoda; Stylommatophora; Geomitridae.
AUGGACCAUGUCCCAUUUAAACACAAACGGACAACACUUGAAAGAGCUGAGAAAUUUAUUUCACCAGAUUAUUUCACAGACAUCAAUUUGAGAAGUCGGUUGUACACAGACCAAGCUGGCCUGGAGAGCAUUCAGCAUUAUGCAGCACCGGACAGGGUGCCUUAUACCAAGGCCAUGGAAGGCAAGUAUCAGCCUGCACAUCUUGGCCAGUCAUUUGGACCAGUCUGGAGCACACACUGGUUCAGGCUUGAGGUGGUGAUCCCAUCAAAAUGGGUUGGCAAGGAAGUUCAUCUCUUGUGGAACUCUGGAUCGGAAGCACUGGUUUGGUGUCAUGGGGAGCCUCGGCAGGGUCUCAGUGGUGACAAUAACAGAAUCAGUUACAUCAUCUCAUACAACCUUGAUGCUGCUGAUUUACAACAAACAGUCUACAUAGAGAUGGCCUGCAACCACUUGUUUGGCAUUGGCAACCUGGCCAUCGUCAAAACAGAUGAUGAGAAGAAGACAUUUACACUGUCCCAGGCAGAACUAGCAGUGUUUGAUCGUGACGUCUUCGGCAUGAUUCUGGACAUUGAAAUCUUACAUGACAUAGCCAAGGAGUUUCCCGAAGACAGUCAGAGAGGGUAUCAGGCUUUGUACGCAGUCAACGACAUCAUCAACCAUCUGGAUGUGAGGGAUAGAAGCACAUACAGGAGAGCCCAGGAGAUGGCGAAGACUUUCUUCCAUGAGAGAAAUGGACAGAGCCAGCACACACUCUAUGCCAUGGGACAUGCCCACAUUGACACUGCUUGGCUAUGGCCGUAUGCUGAGACAAUUAGAAAAUGUGCAAGGUCAUGGUCAUGUACCCUGAGGUUAAUGGAAAAAUACCCAGAGUUCAUUUUUACUUGCUCUCAGGCUCAGCAGUAUGCCUGGGUGAAAGAACACUACCCCACACUGUGGCAGGAAAUCUGUUUGUUUAUACAGAAGGGACAGUUUGUGCCAGUUGGGGGCACUUGGGUAGAAAUGGAUGGAAAUAUUCCCAGUUGUGAAGCUUGUAUUCGACAGUUCUUAUAUGGACAGAACUUUUUCCUCAAGGAGUUUGGCUGCAGAUGCAAGGAGUUCUGGCUCCCAGACACGUUCGGCUACUCAGCACAGUUCCCCCAGAUACUGCGACAUUGUGGUAUUACCAGAUUCCUCACACAGAAGCUCAGUUGGAGUUUGGUCAACAAGUUCCCUCACCACACUUUUCACUGGGAGGGAAUCGAUGGAUCCUCCGUGCUGGCUCACUUCCCACCUGGGGACAGCUAUGAGAUGAAAGGGCGUGUUGGCGAGAUGUUGAAAACUGUGAAAAACUUCAAGGACAAAGGUCGGUCCAACCGUUCUGCCUUUCUGUUUGGAUAUGGAGAUGGAGGCCAUGGACCAAGUGAGGACAUGUUGGAGAGACUGCAGCGACUGCAAGAUUGUGAUGGACUACCCAAGGUGAAGCUGGCCAGCCCUGAUGAGUUCUUCUCUUCCAUUGAACGGGAAAACACAAACUUGCUGUGUCGCUGGAGGGGCGAGCUGUACCUGGAGCUGCACAAUGGCACAUACACCACGUGGGCCAAGGUGAAGAAGUACAACCGCCAGUGUGAGGUGCUGCUGCAGGAACUAGAGGCUGUAGCCACCAUGGCCUGUGUGAGGGUGCCAGACUUCCCGUACCCACACGAGGAGCUGGACAGACUGUGGAAGUUGUUGUUGUUGAACCAGUUCCAUGAUGUUUUACCUGGCAGUUCCAUUAACCAGGUGUUUCAAGAUGCUGUCGGUUACUAUCAAGAUAUAGAGAGGUCAGCAAAUGCACUGAUCAACAAAGCUGUAGCCUGCUGUGCCCACAGCCAGGCCAGCGAACAGCAUGAAAUGUAUGUUGUAAACACACAAGGGUAUGCCAGACACGAGCUUGUAGAGUUACCUGCCAGCGAGCUGGCCGCACCAGCACACAAGAAACGGAGGGCCCAGACAAACAGCCAACUCCUUGAUGGUUCGCAUCUAGUUGAGGUGCAGGUGCCGCCACUGUGUAUCAAGCCCAUCAGUCAGUGCCUUGUCAAGCAGACAGAAGAAGACCUUUGCAGUCAGCUCCGUCUCUACAAAGAGGAUGACCACUUUGUCCUGAGUAAUGGUCAAGUGAGGGCAGAGUUGGAUUCCUUAGGUCGCCUUGUAUCACUGACUUGCUUUGAUAAAAGAACAAACAGCAACCAGUUCAUCCUGUAUGAUGAUGUACCCCUCUACUGGGACGCCUGGGAUGUGAUGGACUACCAUCUAGAGACCAGGCAGCCUAUUGUUACAGCCAUUGAGAGGACACGGGUAAUAAGUGAUUCAAGCAAUGCCAGAGUUAGCCUUGAGUUUAGCUUGAAAAUAAGUGAAGAGAGCUACCUGAGACAAGAGAUAUUCUUGGAUGCCUGCAGUCCAUAUGUGGGAUUUAACACUGAGGUGACCUGGCGAGAGAAUCGCAAGUUCCUCAAGGUGGAGUUCCCGACAACCGUCCACACAACCCAGGCCUCCUAUGACAUCCAGAGUGGUUUCCUACAACGACCUAAUCAUUACAACACUUCCUGGGACAGUGCCCGAUUCGAGGUGUGUGGGCACAAGUGGGCUGACCUGUCCGAACACAACUUUGGUGUGGCUGUCAUUAACAACUGCAAGUAUGGAUACUCCGCAGUGGAUAGAGUGCUGCGACUGUCUUUACUUCGCUCACCAAAAUCACCAGAUCCACAAGCAGACAUGGGUGUACACACCUUCUCGUAUGCAAUCAUGCCACACUCAGGAAAUUUGCAAGAAGCCGGAGUUAUCCAUGCAGCACAGAGCUUCAACUGUCCCCUGCGUGUGGUCACUAGCGGUGCAGAUGACCUCAUCAGUCCAGCCCUGUUUGUGCUGGACACUAGGCAGGUCCUGGUGCAGGCUGUAAAAAUGGCUGAAGACCGCAGUCGGACCAUUAUCCUCCGAGUACACGAAGCUUACGGUGGCAGCACCAAGGUCAAGGUCACCACACCGCUGCCCCUACUGGCGGUCCAUCCUUGUAAUGGCCUGGAGGAGGCUCUGCACGACUGGGACCAAGACGUUGGCAUCCACUUUGUCCAUGGGGACCAGCAGUGUCAGUUUGAGUUCACACUGACAGCCUUUCAGAUCAUUUCCUUGAGAUGUGUCAUGUAG